Molecule: messenger RNA, 1230 nt
Organism: Spinacia oleracea (spinach)
Lineage: Eukaryota; Viridiplantae; Streptophyta; Magnoliopsida; Caryophyllales; Amaranthaceae
Exons: 2
Coding region: 590-1075 (161 amino acids)
Source: RefSeq, a predicted model, not a curated record
UAUCAAUAUAUCAAUUUCUUUCAUUCUCAAAGAAUUAUCGUCUUUAUAGUUAGGGCUUAUUUUGGUAAUGCCAUUGCCGUGUACUCCGUACUUGGUAUUUCUAUGGCCACUGCAAUUGCUAUGGUUUGUGAUUCCCUUUUUUUUUUUAACCUCGAAUUUGCACACUGAACGCAUGAUAUAUUUUUCAUAAUAUGCAAAGUAAACCCCAAGCAAGCAUCUAACUUUGUGAAUAGCGAUUCUCUCUUCAUUUUUAAUUGAAAGAUCAACAACUAAGCCACUAAGUGAUUAUAAUCUUCCUUUUCUUCUGUUUUGUAGCAGGUGUUUGUACACCCUUUCCUGAUAUCAACCGGAAGUAGAGUUUCUACACGAAAUAUCAAUCGUUCGACUCGGAACCGGUCUUCAAUUCUGACAGACUUAUUGUUUCACCGCCUCGUACUUGAGACACAGUCAGGGAUAUAGACUAAGUAAGGUGAUUGUUGUACACCCUUUUAGACUCUUUUUUUUUUUUGCACUUUUUUUUUUGUAUAUGCGUAUUUUUCUUUUUGCAACUUAGUGGAGGCUCAAAUGGAAAGAAGGAGGAUUUAUCGUGAUGGGUCAUCGUGUUUGCUCAGUGAACCCAUCAGGGAUGUCGGGUCAUCGUGUUUGCACAAUGAACCUGUCAUCCUCAGAUGAUCCGUUUGAAGACCUGGAUGCUUUUGAAGGAGGAUUUAUCGUGAUGGGUCAUCGUGUUUGCUCAGUGAACCCAUCAGGGGUGUCAGGUCAUCGUGUUUGCACAGUGAACCUGUCAUCCUCAGAUGAUCCGUUUGAAGACCUGGAUGCUUUUGAAGGAGGAUUUAUCGUGAUGGGUCAUCGUGUUUGCUCAGUGAACCCAUCAGGGGUGUCAGGUCAUCGUGUUUGCACAGUGAACCUGUCAUCCUUAGAUGAUCCGUUUGAAGACCGCCUAAUGUCAUUAGCAACCAAGUUUUUUUGUUUGUCAAUCCCGUUUGAUUCUUUCUCAUCCUUUCUUGUUGUCAUUGCAGGAAUGGUAUAUCUUUCAGAGUUCAAGAAAGGUGAUGACAUUCAUCUUUCGAUUUGAGACGCUGAGGAAGAUGAUCCAAAAACUGGAACCCAUUUUAUCAUUCAAAGGUCACUUCGGCGCCCUACUGGCAGCAUGAGAGCAUCUCUUGAUCAGUCAAUCUUUCGCAGUGAGAUGGCGAUCCAAGUGACUCCAGGAACUUCUAGUGAUCCCCC